Mycena indigotica is the source of this 1473-nucleotide messenger RNA. RefSeq lists its product as uncharacterized. NCBI's taxonomy places the organism in Eukaryota, Fungi, Basidiomycota, Agaricomycetes, Agaricales, Mycenaceae. The transcript is spliced from 3 exons. The record is from RefSeq and is a predicted model, not a curated record. Bases 1 to 1473 code for a protein of 490 amino acids.
AUGCUCCCCGAUCUCACGGGCUCUGAGCCGACCCCCCGCCUCGAGAGCUGCGAGCGGAGCUGUGCGCUAGCUUUUUCAAGCACUUGUCGUUUGCUACGCUGGCAAAUUGCCCCGUGGAUAUUCGACCAUCUGUAUAACUGGAAUCGCGGGACACAAAACGUCUGGCCCAAGUCUCUUUGGUCCUAUCCUACAAAACUUGAAAUCCGUGAUAGAUCUGUCCGCCAUCCCGCCCAGCUUCUAGUGAAUCACUCUCUAGCUCUUGCAAUAGAGUCCAUGCAACACCUGAGGACAGUCACCAUCCGAUUGGAAACAGCGAUACCCACUUAUUUGCUCGUUGCAUUAUCGAACUGUCGGGCUCUCGCAGACUUGACGCUUCAACAAGCACGGCUGGACGGAGAAGACGUUCCUACUCAACUCGUAUUUCCUGCACUUGAAACACUGAUCAUCCGAUUUGGCGGCAUCUGGGGCGUCCUUCGGGACCCUGCAGCUCCCCAUGACGUGGCUCAAGAACAUCGCAAUGUGCAUCGCUUACUGCAUAUGGUUUCCCCGCGUCUCAAACAUCUAACACUAUCCGGCGACUACAUAAGCUUGUCCUUCACCGAGGUUAUUUGGACGCAGCUCGUUAGCUUCACCGUUACCGAGCACCCUCCACGCCCACACAUCACGGUCCCCGACCUCAUCGUGAAUAUGCCGUAUUUGCGUACCCUGGAGCUGUGUUUCACGCCGAACAACGCCGUUCAGGAGUAUCCCCCAUUUCGCACAGGCUGGCAGGGUCAUAACUGGCCUCCCAAUCUUACGUCAUUAUCGCUGUCCAAUGUUGAUUGGCACGAGGACUCAAUUUUUGCCGCGAUCCCUGGUGGCCUUAAGCAGCUCCGCCUCCUUGCAGAGCACGACUUGUAUGACCGAACUGCGCCACACCGACCAAAUAUAGGAUUUCAGCUGCUCGAGGAAUACCCAGUCAAAGGCUUCGGUCUUCUCACCGUGCUUCCUCGUAUCCCUGACCUGUCUGCGCUGACCAGCCUUUCGGUUACGCUCGGCGAGGAUACUCCAUCGUCAGACCUCCUCUAUGCCAUAGAAAACAAAUGUCCUUCCCUUCGCGAUCUGCAAGUGCGGUAUGUUGCCUCAGAGAGGUGGCGACUUUUAUACACAAUUGACCUGGACAAACUGGACACACGCAGUUUGUUUUUCCUUGCCUUCCGCAAGUUCCAGCACCUCACACAUGUCACAUUCUUCAUUGUCGACCACCCCUUCGACCAUAUCCUCGGUGCUCCAGCCCAUUCGGCGUACAGGUUGCUCAGCGAGGCCCCCCGUCUACAGCUCGUCACGUAUAAGUUUGGUGGAUACUACAAUCUGGGCUCGUUUGCCCCGGUUGUUUAUGCUUGGGAUCGUGCACUGCUUGAUGGACCGCCACCGCCCCGCUCGAUUAGGCACUCCAGCGCCCGGCUUAUCGUCGUGCCAAUGCCAGUGGCAUAA